Cajanus cajan (pigeon pea) is the source of this 2097-nucleotide messenger RNA. The record is from RefSeq and is a predicted model, not a curated record. Lineage: Eukaryota; Viridiplantae; Streptophyta; Magnoliopsida; Fabales; Fabaceae.
UGCACAUACACAACGUUCAGUUCACGGAGCAUGCUUCCGUUUCAAUGAAACGCAUAAAUCUAUUUUUGCUUCAACAAUAGUACUAUUCUUUAGUAUUAUGUUUCAGCUAUGGCUUCCAACGAAGGAGUAACACUCGGUUUGACAUAUUGGGUGGACAGUAAAAAGAAGCGUGUAGCUAUGGCAGAGGCAAGUGGAGACUUUGUAGAUGUUCUCUUUAGUUUCCUCUCCCUUCCAUUGGGAACCAUCACCAGGCUUCAGUCCGAGGGCAAAUUUCCCCACAGCCAACCAUUUGAGAUUGGUUGCAUCAACAAUCUGUACCGGAGUGUGAAAGGUCUCAACCCUGAUGUAUUCUGGAACAAGAUAUGCAAGGACAUGUUGAUAUCUCCGCGCAACCCUUUAGAAGCCUCUUGCCAGAAACUAAAAGUGAAGGUGGAUGAUACACUGCCCACAAAGUAUUUCAUGUGUCACAGCUGUUCAAGGAACAAGGAUUUGUUGGUGGUGUUGGUGAGUACUUUUGAUGGGGCAAGGUGCCACUGUGGGAAAUUGAUGAAAAAAGAAACGGAGCUGCUUGUAGAAGAACCCAAGGAAGAGGAGAAUGGUGUUUUUGUUAAAGGGGAUGCCAUGUUCUUGAUCUUUGAUGACUUGAGAGUUAUCCGAAGCUCUCCAGGUAACUCUGUUCAACCACUCCUCAAACAUCGAUACAAAGACUUGAGUAAGAUGGAUCGAGUGGUUGUAGAUCUAGGCGUGAAUGAGAUAUUUAACAUACUAAAGCAAGCAUUAACCUCCAAAUCUCCUCUAAGUGAUGCAUUCAUUGAAAACAAAGAAUCUAAGCCAUCCUACACUUUCUCACCAUAUACUGGCCCAAGUCAUUUGAAAGAUAAUUUUGAAAUCAAGGUAAUAGUCAGCAAAUCACAGAACAAGGUUCUGUUUGCCGAAGCAAAUGCAGAUUUUAUCGAUUUUCUUGUCAGUUUCCUCACAACACCUCUUGGGUCUAUUCUUAACCUUAUGAAUGCUAAAUUAUCCUUGGGAAGCAUUGAUAACUUGUACACAAGUGUAAAGAAACUGAAUCCAUCAUGGUUCACAGAAUCAUCAAACAAAUCCUUAUUGAAUCCAAGGGUGGCUCCUCAAUUUGGUUGUAAGAGCAAUAACCUAAAUGCUUCUCAAGACACUCCCAAGUAUUGGUAUGGCACUGGAGCAGUGAAAGAUAAUAUGGGGCGUAUAAUGAUUUCAAAGAGAAAGGAUAUGGUACAAGAUCCAAAAGAAGUGAAACUUUUUGAGCCAAGAUGUUGUGAUGGAGCAAGAGAACUUGCUGUGGGAUUUAUGAAGAGGCCGUGUCUAUUUGUUGUGAGGGAUGAUCUGCAAGUCAUACCAAUCACAACUACUUCCAGCAUUUUGUAUCUGCAACAGCUGGAGAAUAUCCAGUUGAAUGAUUUGGAGGAACAUUUGGUGGAAAUCAGGAAGUCACACGAGGCACUGAACCUGUUGGGGGCUUCUUUGACGUGCAAAGAAGGUGCUUUGACGCAGAGCCUAUUCUACCUAUUGAGGAAGUGGAAAUACCAAAGAUGGAUUCCAUUUUGGGGUGUAUUGGGAAGGAAGAAAAAGAGGCAUGGAAACCAAAAAGAAGUGGAAGUGGAAGAGAAAGAGAAAGAGAGUGCGGUAGUAAGUGAUAUGAGAAACAGAGAAAAAGAUAAGAAAGUAAAAAAGAAAGAAAAUGGAAAAGAAAAAAAAGGGAACAUGUUAACAACUCCUGAAGAAACCAAAUGAUGAAUUUUAAGGCUACACUUUAUGGGAGAUAACAGAAAAGGGGUCGUGUAGAUGAUUGAAAGUCGAUAGAACGUUGGUCCGUAAUUCUGCAAGUGUUAUUAGGCUCUUAGGAAUUGACUCCCGUCGAAAGGUUGCGGUCUCUUCAUGAUCAUCACGCACUUUCUGAUGUGUGAACAAUUCACUUUUCAAUUUUUGCUUAAUCACUAGUUGGUAUUUGGCUAUUUACCGUCUUGAGUGUGGCUUCUAAAUUCAUGUAGCUGAGGAUUAUCUCUACUAGGUUCUUCCAGACUUUGAACGUUCUUCUCAUUCAACAAAAUGAUGCUGUUAAUCUGU